CGACGACCAGGGAGCCAGCACAGACUGGACGGGCCGAACGCCCUGCUUCCCUGAUCUCACGGCCGUUCCUGUUCCAGCUCAGUCAGUCACCCACCUGCCUGGCACCGGCGGAAAACUCCUCGAAGGUGAAGUCCUGAUCGAAAUAAGCUCUGAUCAGGAAGAAGUACAUCUUGGUGCGGGCCCAGAUGAACGGGUUGGGGAUCCCGACCACCACCACCUUCUUGGGCCGCGGCUGGCGCCCCGGUCCCGGCUCAGUGCUGUACCGCCGGGCCCAGGGAAGAGGCCCGGGCGGAGCCAGGCACCGCGGCACGGCGACGGGGGCGGCUAUGGGGCCGGGCUGCCUGUGAGCCCAGGACAGAGCGAAGCGGCACCGCCUGACCGCCAGCGCCAUCUUCACCGGGCAACAGGUCCGCUCCUCCCAUUGGCUGGGGAGGCGAGACCCCGCACACUCACCCGUCCGGGCAACAACCCCGACCCCAGUAACAGAGAAAACCUGCAGUUCUUAAAGGAAUUCCCCUCGGCUCGUGCACGUCAAAAUGGACAGUUGAUUACCUGAGUACGACUGGAGGAAGGCAGGAGGUCAAGGUUCAUGUUGCAUCAAUACCACAGAUGGAUUUUAUCAACAAAAAUUUUAUCUACAGAACUUUACCAUUUGAUGUUUUUGUGAAGCGAGCAGCAGAGUCAGUCCACACAGAAUACUUCUUAUCUGAGGAUGAAAAAUAUUAUUUAAGGUCAUUAGGAGUUGACCCACGGAAGGAUGUAGCAGAUAUCAGAAAACAAUUCCCACUUCUAGCUGAGGACAUCAACAUCCCAGAGUUUUUUGAGAAGGAUCAGUUUUUCUCCAGUGUUUUUCGCAUCAGCUCACCAGGCCUGCAGCUGUGGACUCAUUAUGAUGUUAUGGAUAACUUUUUGAUCCAAGUAAUCGGCAGGAAGCGAGUGAUCCUCUUCAGUCCUCAGGAUGCACCUUAUCUGUACCUAACAGGAGAUAAAUCUGAGGUCUUGGACGUGGAGAAUCCAGAUCUAAGAAAAUAUCCACAAUUUGCAAAAGCUCAGUGCUAUGAAUGUCAGUUAGAUCCAGGAGAUGUGCUUUUCAUUCCAGCACUGUGGUUUCAUAACACUGUUGCUAAAGAGUUUGGAGUGGGAGUGAAUGUAUUUUGGAAACAUCUUCCUGCAAACUGCUAUGAUAAAACGGACACUUAUGGAAACAAGGACCCUGUGGCAGCCUCAAGAGCUAUGCAGAUUUUAGACCGAGCCUUAAAAACACUAGAAGAGCUUCCGGAUGAAUACAGAGACUUCUAUGCACGGCGAAUGGUUUUACGAAUUCAAAGUUCUGAACAACAACAGAGAAAACAAGAUUUAUUACAAAUACCAAGUGGGGCUAUGUUUACAUUGCAAAAUCACCACGUGUUUUCGGAUAGUCGGAUCUGUGGUUAGAUGAUUAUACAAUACAGAUCAAGUGUUGGACAAUAUCAUGGAGGGAACUACACAAGUAACCACAUGGCACUCGAUAUCUAAGUGCUGCCACAUCACUUAGCCAAAUAUUCACGAUCACUCAGUGGGAAACCUGCCAUUUCCCAUGUCAUCCAGUUGAGGGACUGGUGCGAGAGGCUGCUGGAGAUUGGAGUGGAGCUGCAGAGCCGCUCUCUGCUCGGCUCAUUCCCGCCCUGUUUCCUGCUCGAGACGCGAAGCUGAAGAUCUGACGAUGAGACGAGCCCCGCGAGCGCCAGGCUCCGUCUCCAGACCGUGAAGAUGCCGGCGCCGUCCAGGAGUUGGUCAAGUUUGCCGGAGCACUUUCCCCGGGUAUCCGGCAGAGGGAGGAGGAGCAGAAAGACCACCAGCAGGAACAGCUCACAGCAAACCUGCAGAGCAAGUGUAGCCGGAGAUGUGAGAAUAAUACUGAGCUCCACCACACAACUUUAACCACGUCAAUGUCCAGCUUCCAGCGAAGACUGGCUGCUGCAGUUAAUCCCACAAACAAA
Hemiscyllium ocellatum (epaulette shark) is the source of this 1979-nucleotide messenger RNA. It is a transcript of the gene tyw5, whose product is annotated as tRNA-yW synthesizing protein 5. Gene Ontology annotation, biological process: wybutosine biosynthetic process. The record is from RefSeq and is a predicted model, not a curated record. The coding region runs from base 610 to 1434 and encodes 274 amino acids. The transcript is spliced from 9 exons. NCBI's taxonomy places the organism in Eukaryota, Metazoa, Chordata, Chondrichthyes, Orectolobiformes, Hemiscylliidae. Gene Ontology annotation, molecular function: tRNA binding; 2-oxoglutarate-dependent dioxygenase activity.